This is a messenger RNA of Nycticebus coucang (slow loris), 3711 nucleotides long. RefSeq names its product interleukin 12 receptor subunit beta 1 (gene IL12RB1). Gene Ontology annotation, biological process: cytokine-mediated signaling pathway. Gene Ontology annotation, cellular component: external side of plasma membrane; membrane. The record is from RefSeq and is a predicted model, not a curated record. Bases 648 to 1823 code for a protein of 391 amino acids. NCBI's taxonomy places the organism in Eukaryota, Metazoa, Chordata, Mammalia, Primates, Lorisidae. The transcript is spliced from 10 exons. Gene Ontology annotation, molecular function: protein binding; cytokine receptor activity.
CAUGUUGUAGCUUGGAUCAGUGUUUCUCAGGGACAUCGUGGAGCUUUGCUGACAGUAGCAAGAGAAGGUCACAAACUGAAAUACCCAGAGGCUGAGAAAUGGAAUAUGGAGAAAAAGCUAAGUUGCAUCUUGAGGAAGCAAAGAGACCAUUCAGAAGCUAGAACCUAGGCACCCACCGCUGGAGUUUGGCAUAUGGGCAUUUUGAGGGGAUGCAGCAUACUGCAAGCACUUUGUAGCAAUUUGCUAGAAUGAACCCAAGACAUCUGAGUUCACUGGGCUCUCCUUUAGCUCCUGGUCUCAGAAAUUGGCUAGAGAGGGUCAGAGACCCAGCCAAGGGCCGUAGAGCCAUAGGUAGCCCAUGGGACUGGCACCUAGUUAUCCAGUGUGGGUCUGAGGAGAGCAGGGCAGAGCCCCUCGACUUGCCCCAAGAGUGGAUUUGUGGCCAGGAUGAGGUCACCACCACCAAGUUCACUUCCUGAGUUUCUUUCUCUUUCGUUUUGACUUGCCCUAGUAUGGGAUGUAACACUUGGCUUUUUUUUGUCUUUUUUCUUGCUUAGAUUCAAUGUGUUCGGGGUGGGGACAGGGCAGCUGGGACUUGCCAGUGGCGCAGAGGCUCUCCUGGGACUUCAGGCCUCCACGUGGACACGAUGUGGGGGCCUGUGACAAGGCUCUCCUUCCUCCUUCUCCUGCUGUCCAGGCAAGGUGCUGCCUGUGGAACAAACGAGUGCUGUUUCCAGGACCCACCAUAUCUGGACGCACACUCAGGUUCAGCUUUGGGUCCUAGGAACCUGAGCUGCUAUCGGAUAUCUUCUAGUGCCACUUAUGAGUGCUCCUGGCAGUAUGAAGGCCCCACGGCUGGGGUCAGACACUUCCUGAUGUGCUGCCUGAGUCCCGGGCACUGCUGCUACUUUACCGCGGGCUCAGACACCAGCCGGCAGUUCUCUGACCAGGAUGGGGUGUCUGUACUGUAUAAUGUCACAUUCUGGGUGGAAUCCUGGGUCGCAAACCGGACAGAGAAGUCACCUGAGAUCACCCUGCAGCUCUACAGCUCAGUUAAAUAUGACCCUCCUGGGAAAGACAUCAAAGUGUCCAAGUCAUCGGGACAGCUGCUGAUGGAGUGGGAGACCCCAGCCCACCAGAAUGAUGCCAAGGUACAGUUCCGGUACCGGACAGCCAACAGCCCAUGGAAGUGGGGCGACUGUAGACCCCAAAAUGAUACUGAGUCCUGUGUCUGCCCCCUGGAGAUGGAGGUGGCUCGGGAAUUCCAGCUACGAAGACGAAGACGGCACCUUCAGCGUGGGGCCCCAGAAGUUCCCUGGAGCAGCUGGAGCAGUCCUGUGUGCAUCCCCCCUGAACCACCCCCACAGCCCGAGGUGAGGUUAUCCGUGGAGCGGCUUGGCCAGAAUGGGAAGAGGAAGCUGAGCCUGGACUGGCAGCCCAAGCAGCAUGAACUUCCAGAAGGCUGCCAAGGGCCCAUGUCUGAUGCAGCGGUGACCUACCGAGUGUACCUGCACAUGCUGUCCUGCUCUUGUAAAGCCACAGCCACCAGGACCCUACACCUGGGAAAAAAUGUGUCUCUCUCGGGUGCUGCCUACAAUGUGACUGUUGUCUCCAAGAAUCGAUUUGGCUUUGGCCCGAACCAGACAUGGCACAUUCCUGCCUACACAGAGGGCUGUGGUGUCACAGCUCACAGCAACCUAAAACUCUUGGGUUCAAGUGAUCCUUGUGCCUCAGCCUCCCAAGUACCUGGAAUUACAGGUGCCCUCCACAACACCUGGCUAUUUUUAGAGAUGGGGUCUCACUCUAACUCAGGCUGGUCUUGAACUCCUGAGCUCAGGCAGUCCACCUGCCUCAGCCUCCUAGAGUGCUGGGAUUGUAAGCAUGAGCCACCGUGCCUGGCCUUGGACAUUUCUAUAAAUGGACAUUUCCAUAAAUGGUACACUGUGUGGCCUUUGUGACUUCACUCAGUAGCAUGUUUUCAAGGUCCGUCCACGUUGUGGCAGGUGUCAGUGCGUCGUUCCUUUUUAUGGCUGAGUAACGUUCCACUGCACGGAUACACCACAUUUUGUCCAUUCAUCAAUUGAUGGACAUUUGGCUAUUUCUACCUUUUGACUGUUGUAAAUAGUACUCACCAUAUCUUUUUGUGUUCAUUUUGAUUUGUAAUUAAAUAUUAAUUACAUUACAUUACAUUAAAAUAUUGGUUUAUCUUGAUGACUAGGCUUUUUGGUGCCCCUUAAAUUUUAUGCCUGAGUAUCCAGCAACCCUGUGAGGAUGGGGCUGUCACAAUGAUGUCCAUUUUAGAGAUAAGACAACCAAGAUUCGGACAGGUGAAGCCACAUACCCAAGUAUCCAGUCCCUGUGAUUUGGGCCACAGUCUUGCUGAGUGGCCUCAGGCUGGUGGCUUUCUCUCUGUGAGCCUGUUUCUGCAUCUGUAAAAUGGGGUGAUUUUGGUCCCAUAUUAUAAUGUAAUGGCACCUGUAAAACACUUGGCACUGGCCUGGUACAUACAGCCAGUGCUCAAUAAAUAGUAGUUGCUGGCAGGAUAAGGUGGCUCACACCUCACAGCUGCACUCCCAGAAUUUUGGGAGGCUGAGGCAGGAGGCUCACUUAACUCCAGGAGUUUAAGACUAGCCUGGCAAUAUAGCAAGACCUCAUCUCUUAAAAAAAAAUUUAAAUUAGCUGGGUGUGGUGGCAUGUACUGGUAGUCCCAACUACUUAGGAAGCUGAGCUACUUGUCAGUUCAGGAGUUGGGGUCUGCAAUGAGCUGUGAUCAGGCCACUGCAUUCCAGCAUGGGCAACAGAGCAAGACCCUGUGUCCAAAAAAAUAAAAGCAAUGGCUUGGUACCUGUGGCUCAAGUGGCUAGGGCACCAGCCACAUACACCUGAGCUGGCAGGUUAGAGUUUGGCUUGGGCCUGCCAAACAAUGAUGGCUGCAACCAAAAAAAUAGCCAAGUGGGGUGGUGCCUGUGGCUGAAAGGAAUAGGGCGCCGGCCCCAUAUGCUGGAGGUGGCGGGUUCAAAACCAGCCCCAGCCAGAAACUGCAAAAAAAAAAAAAGUAGCCGGGUGUUGUGGCAGGCACCUGUAGUCCCAGCUACUUGGGAGGCGGAGGCAGGAGAAUCACUUGAGCCCGGGGGUUGGAGGUUGCUGUGAGCUGGGAUGCCAUGGCACUCUACCCAGGGCAACAGCUUGAGGCUCUGUCUCAAAAAUAAAUAAAUAAAUAAAUAAAAUAAAAAUAAAAACUAAAUGGCAGUUUCUGUGCUCAGACUUGGAAACAGUACCCACCCCUCUGAGAUUGGUGCAGGCAUCCUUGAUGUAGACAGUAGGAGAGAUUUGCCCAGGGACUGAGUGGAGGUGUGCUUGCAUCUCUGAGUUUGGCGUUAGACUGCCACUGGGGUCCAGUCAGGCCAGGGAGGCUCGAUCUGCAUCACACUCUCCACCAAGUGAGGCAAGCAGUGGGUGUCCAGGCAUCUGCUACAGCAGAAGCCGCCCACCAGGAUGGAGGUGGGAGGGAUGGCAGCACAGGGAGCUCUGAGGGUGGAUGUCUUGCCAGGGAGCACAUGGCCAAGCUGGAGGAGGACUCAGCUCAUUCAAACACACUUUGUGCUCAGCCCCAAGCAGCCCCCAGUGUGGGGACAGGGCCAGACACAAUGUCCCCAUCCCUGUAGGGUUAGAGUUAGACAAGAGUAAGGGAUUGGCACUGCAGGAGGAGGC